AUGCGCUCGGAGGCGGCGGCGGCGCAGCUGGGCGGCCUGGAGAUGUUCGCCAGCGCCGGGAAGGGCCGGGGGCUGCGGGCGCGGCGGCGCUUCGCCGUGGGGGAGCUGCUGUUCAGCUGCCCGGCCUACGUGGCCGUGCUGACCGUCAGCGAGCGCGGCAGCCACUGCGACGGCUGCUUCGCCAGGAAAGAAGGACUGUCCAAGUGUGGAAGAUGCAAACAGGCCUUUUACUGCAAUGUGGAAUGUCAGAAGGAAGACUGGCCAAUGCACAAGCUGGAAUGUGCCUCCAUGUGCACUUUUGGGCAGAACUGGCAUCCCUCAGAGACUGUGAGGCUAACAGCAAGGAUCCUUGCCAAACAGAAAACUCACCCUGAAAGAACACAGUCAGAGAAGCUGCUUGCUGUAAAAGAGUUUGAAUCACACCUUGACAAACUAGACAAUGAAAAGAGAGAGCUGAUUCAGAACGACAUUGCUGCUCUUCAUCACUUUUACUCAAAGCACUUGGACUACCCUGACAAUGCUGCCCUUGUAGUUCUCUUUGCACAAGUUAACUGUAAUGGCUUCACAAUUGAAGAUGAGGAACUCUCUCAUUUGGGAUCAGCCAUAUUUCCUGAUGUUGCAUUGAUGAACCAUAGCUGUUGCCCAAAUGUGAUUGUGACUUACAAGGGAACCUUGGCUGAAGUCAGAGCUGUUAGAGAGAUUGAGCCUGGAGAGGAGAUUUUUAGCAGCUAUAUUGACCUGCUGUAUCCCACAGAAGACAGAAAUGACCGGUUAAGAGACUCCUAUUUCUUUAGCUGUGACUGCAGGGAGUGCACUACUAAGGAAAAGGAUAAAGAGAAACUGGAAAUCUGCAAGCUGAAUGAUCCUCCGUCAGCAGAGACGGUAAAGGACAUGAUCAGAUAUGCCAGGAACGUGAUUGAGGAAUUCAGGAGAGCCAAACACUACAAAUCCCCUAGUGAAUUAUUGGAGAUCUGUGAGCUCAGCCUGGACAAGAUGGGUGCAGUGUUUGAAGACAGUAAUGUUUAUAUGUUACAUAUGAUGUACCAGGCCAUGGGUGUCUGCCUCUACGUGCAGGACUGGGAAGGUGCGCUGUGCUAUGGGCAAAAAAUUAUCAGACCCUACAGUAAACAUUAUCCCUCCUACUCGCUGAAUGUUGCCUCCAUGUGGCUGAAAUUAGGGAGACUGUACAUGGCACUGAAGAACAGGACGGCUGGAGUUAAAGCCCUGAAGAGGGCAAUUGCUAUCAUGGAAGUAGCACAUGGGAAAGAUCAUCCAUACAUUUCAGAGAUCAAAAAGGAAUUAGAGGACCACUGAGCCUUUGAAUCUAUGCAAUCCUUCAAACCUUUAUUUAAAAAGCCU
Cinclus cinclus is the source of this 1359-nucleotide messenger RNA. It is a transcript of the gene SMYD2, whose product is annotated as SET and MYND domain containing 2. Gene Ontology annotation, cellular component: nucleus. The record is from RefSeq and is a predicted model, not a curated record. NCBI's taxonomy places the organism in Eukaryota, Metazoa, Chordata, Aves, Passeriformes, Cinclidae. Gene Ontology annotation, molecular function: histone methyltransferase activity; protein binding; protein-lysine N-methyltransferase activity. Bases 1 to 1314 code for a protein of 437 amino acids. The transcript is spliced from 12 exons.